Messenger RNA from Symbiodinium pilosum, 345 nucleotides. NCBI's taxonomy places the organism in Eukaryota, Dinophyceae, Suessiales, Symbiodiniaceae. The record is from the annotation of a GenBank genome assembly.
GCUCAUCAUGGCCCACAAGAGCAUUGUGGAUCAGUUCAAUCAGAAGUUCUGUGCAGCCAUUGGAGGUCUGAAGGUGGGGCUUCCUUUUGGGAAGAACAACGUCACGCCACUGGCCUGCACUGCCACUGACUUCAUGAAGCAGCUGACCGAGGAUGCCGUGGCCAAAGGAGCACGGGUGCUCAACGCUGGUGCGGGCGGCGCUCACUGUGAUCGGACACUCUUCGCACCUACGGUGGUUUACCCCGUUAACGCGGAGAUGCAAGUGUGGACAGCGGAGCAGUUUGGCCCUGUGAUCCCCAUUGCAUCCUAUGAGAACAUCAACGAGCCCAUCGAGUGGCUGCGGAA